CCGAGUGAGGCUAAGUCAAACCAAAACAAACCCUAGAAAGCUCCAGACUCAGAGCAUCGAUCGAGAGGAUCAAUGGCGGACGAGGUAAUACUGCUGGACAAAUGGGUGAGCCCGUUCGGGAUGCGGGUGAGGAUCGCUCUGGCUGAGAAGGGGAUCAAGUACGAGUACAGGGACGAAGAUUUGAGGAACAAGGGCGAGCUGCUGCUGAAGAUGAACCCGGUUCACAAGAAGAUCCCGGUUCUGAUUCACAACGGGAAGCCCGUCUGCGAGUCCAACAUCAUCGUUCAGUAUGUGGAUGAGGUUUGGCACGACAAGGCUCCAUUGUUGCCCUCUGAUCCUUACCUCAGAGCUCAAGCUAGGUUCUGGGCUGACUUCGUCGAUAAGAAGAUCUACGAUACAGGAAGGAAGCUAUGGACGACGAAAGGGGACGAGCAGAAGUCAGCAACAGAGGAGUUCAUCGGGUACCUGAAGACACUGGAAGCAGAGCUCGGCGACAAGCCAUAUUACGGAGGGGAGAAGAUGAACUAUGUGGAUGUAACAAUGAUACCAUUCUACUCGUGGUUCCACACCUAUGAAGCCAGUGGCAACUUCAGCAUUGAAUCCCACUGCCCCAAGCUGAUGGCAUGGGCCAAGAGGUGCAUGCAGCACGAGAGCGUGUCGAAAACCCUUCCCGAGCCCGAGAAGAACUAUGAGUUCGUUCUGCAGAUGAAAAAGAGGCUUGGGAUUGAGUAAGUGAAGAGUCUUCUAUAGAUUCUUCUCCUAUUGUUAGUUCCAAGUCCAAAUGGAGCUAAGCUAGUCUGUAUUUUUUAAGUGCUGUGAGUUGAGGAAAUAAAGGAAAGGCACUUUGAUGUUUGUAUGUGGCUUUAGGAUUGUAGGGUUGGUGUGCCUUAUGGAAGGGGCACUUAAAUGUGCCAUUCAUGAGUCUACUGUGGUUGAGUGGUGUAUCAGUACUGUAAUGUUGAACCAUUUUGGCAGUGUUGGGUGUAGUUUCAGAUCCUCCAGUGCAGUUAGCACUUAAAUGUAACAUUACUAUUUAAGUGAUUCGGAAGUUGUCCAGUAGAAACUAGAAAGAUUUUCACUCUAUAGUAUUCUCACCUCAGAAACAACAUUUUCAUCUUUUACUGUUUGAUAUCUUCAAAAGAAUAUUCAUCCCUCGAAGAAGAAGAAGAUAGGGUGAAGUUCUUCAAGUUAUCGCCAUGUUAUCUCCAACCAAGGGGAGGUCCAAUUACAUUACAUGCACUGAUGGUCUGAUGCACAAGCUCGAGACACUUGCUAGCCGCAUGUUAAGCUUACGCGUGGUACCCUGUGGCAGCACAGCACAGCACGUUACAGUACUAUUAUUAUGGAGAAAACAUAAAUGAAUGAAUAGAUAGAUAGAUAGAGCUUUAAUAAAUGGAGAGAAUGGAAGUAAGUGAAGGCCCAUGCAUGUUGAUAUGCGUGACCUUCCCACUUCAUUUCUGGACCAGUAAACGAUUCAUUUCCUCUCAUCGAUGACUGAUGGAUGUUGAUACAUAAGGCUGCGUUUGUUAAUAUCAUUUUUUUAGAUCUACCGGAGUGGCGUAGCCACACUUUGAAUGGACGGAUCCUUACAAAUUUCUGAGUUGAUAGGGAUAGUAUUUCAGAGAGUAUGAGGUCCUAUAUUUCAAGAAUUAUGCUAGAAUGUAUAUAUUUAAAGGAUUUGGUAUCCAAUUUUUUGCUAAGCGGAGUCCUAAUAGCCCAAUCUUCAAGGGCUCGGAUGUAUGUAUCGUGUUGCGGGUUGUUCUUUGACAUACGUUGUCAGUUGUCUCAUGAAGACGUACAAGGAUGAUAUAAAUAAAAAUUCAACGGUACU
This is a messenger RNA of Linum trigynum, 1831 nucleotides long. The record is from the annotation of a GenBank genome assembly. NCBI's taxonomy places the organism in Eukaryota, Viridiplantae, Streptophyta, Magnoliopsida, Malpighiales, Linaceae.